Molecule: messenger RNA, 2082 nt
Organism: Syzygium oleosum
Lineage: Eukaryota; Viridiplantae; Streptophyta; Magnoliopsida; Myrtales; Myrtaceae
Product: laccase-1
Exons: 5
Coding region: 59-1792 (577 amino acids)
Biological process (GO): lignin catabolic process
Cellular component (GO): apoplast
Molecular function (GO): hydroquinone:oxygen oxidoreductase activity; copper ion binding
Source: RefSeq, a predicted model, not a curated record
AGAGAGAGAGAGAGAGAGAGAGAGAGAGAGAGAGAGAGGGUUUUGAAGCUGAAUUGCAAUGGAGAGUACCAACCAGCAUUGCAUGAUUCUAUUGGUUUUAGUUCUGAUCCUCGCUUGCAAUGUUAUCACAGCUUCCUCUGCCUCACCAGCCUCCAAACGUUUUCAUUUCAAUGUGGAGUGGAAACAAGUGACUCGACUGUGCCACACGAAGUCGCUUCUGACGGUGAACGGCGAGUACCCGGGCCCGACCAUCGCCGUCCACGAAGGCGACAACGUAGAAGUCAAAGUCACCAAUCGCAUUGCCAAGAACACCACGAUCCACUGGCAUGGAAUAAGGCAAUACAGAACGGCGUGGGCCGACGGACCGGCCUACAUAACCCAGUGCCCCAUAAGAGGAGGGCACACCUACACUUACAAGUUCAAUGUGGUGGACCAAAGAGGCACUCUUCUAUGGCACGCCCAUUUCUCUUGGCAACGAGCUUCCGUCCACGGCGCCUUCAUCAUCUACCCUCACUUGCCCUACCCGUUCACACCCAAGAUUCAAGCCGAAAUCCCCAUCAUUUUCGGUGAAUGGUGGAAUGCGGAUGUUGAUGCAGUGGAGGGUCAAAUGAUGUAUGGUGGUGGCCCUAAUUCCUCAAAUGCUUACACCAUCAAUGGCCUUCCAGGCCCUCUCUAUCCUUGCUCUGCCAAAGAUACAUUUGUCCGGGCCGUGGAACCAGGCAAGACGUACAUGCUUCGGAUCAUCAAUGCUGCACUCAUCGAUGAGCUCUUCUUUGCAGUGGCCAACCACACGCUGAAGGUGGUCGAGAUCGAUGCGGUCUACACGAAGCCCUUUUCGACUCUGGCCAUAAUGAUCGCUCCUGGGCAGACCACGAACGUCCUGCUCACGACGAACCAAGCACCCGACGCCUCAGGAAUGUUCCCAAUGGCAGCUGCUCCUUACCUCACCUCUGUUUUCCCCUUUGACAAUUCCACAACAUUGGGCUUUUUAAAAUACAAAGGCCCUAAAUCUAGUGACAAAAACACCAAACCUAGUGUUGUGGUCCCUAAUCUUCCUAAAAUGACCGACACACCUUUUGCCACAAAGUUCUUGAACAAGCUCAGGAGCCUUGCAACGCCUCAAUACCCAUGUAGGGUCCCCAAGGCAAUUGAUAGGAGAGUGAUCACCACCAUUAGCCUCAACCUCCAAGAUUGUCCACAAAACCAAACUUGCAAGGGCUAUGCCGGGAAGCGGUUUUAUGCCUCGAUGAACAACCAGUCCUUCGUCCGCCCGCUAAUGUCGAUCCUCGAGGGGCAUUACAAGAACUUCACCGCGAGCCAGCUAACCUCGACCUUUCCAGAGCGGCCCCCGAAGGAGUACAAUUUUACCGGAGUCGACCCCCUCACAGAGAACAUGAAUACCGAGUUCGGGCACAAGCUCUUGGUGGUGCCGUUUGGCACGAACUUGGAGAUCGUGCUCCAGGACACAAGCUUCCUUAACCCCGAGAACCAUCCUAUCCAUGUCCACGGUCACAACUUCUUCAUUGUGGCGCGGGGUUUCGGGAACUAUGAUGCCAAUGUUGACCCCGCGAGCUAUAACCUCGUGGAUCCGCCGGAGAGGAACACGGUGGCAGUCCCCGUCGGCGGAUGGGCCGCGAUCCGCUUGAAGGCGGAUAACCCGGGGGCUUGGUUCAUACAUUGCCAUCUUGAGCAGCACACCACAUGGGGCCUUGCCAUGGCCUUCAUUGUUCCCAAUGGGCCUAGCCCCUCUCAAUGCUUGCUGCCUCCACCUGAUGAUCUUCCCUCAUGCUGAGAGUCUUGAGACUGUCCUGGUGAAAGGCAUUUAUCCAAGCAACACUUACUAUCAUUUUGUUCUUUGCUUUGUUGUCCCUGGUAGAGGGUUGAAAGAGCUUUAAUUUUGACCAGUUGUGUACUAGAUUUGUUAGGUUAGUGUCCGUGAAUAGGUGAUAAUGACGGCAAUAUAAUUUUGGCAAUAAGGGCUUGGUGAUUGGGGUUCAUUUAAGCACCGUUAAAGAAAGCUUUUGUAGACAAUGAUAUUGUUGUAAUGACGUAAGUAUUAUGAUGUGAAGUAUGAUAUUCUUG